GAUCUAUGACAUAGGCAUAGCCAACCUUAUGUUUUCUUGGGAACGAUGUGGGUAUAAUAACAUCGUCUUGUGCAGUAUAAAUUUGAACUAAUUCGUCAUAAUGGACAGUGAAGUAGUGAAUUGUGUAAAAUUGUUUAUCAAGGCUAACGUUAGAAGAGUGCAAAUUGCUUUGGCACUUGCUAUAAUAAAAUCCAAACCAGAAGGUAUUACAGCUGUUCAACAUGCCGCUAACAUUCAAGCUCGUUACAGGAUUAAAUAUUCCAACUGUGUGCUUGAAUGGUCUGGUAGUUCAAACCAGUUUGUUACAUAUGAUCAGAAGAUGCUUGCUUUGCAGCAAGGACAGCUUAUAUCAAGUCUCUGGGGAGCCUUGCCCCAGCUGACAACGAUUGAUCCUAUACACAGUGAGCCCCAGAAUUUACAGAUGUAUCAAGGUUGUUCGAAUGACAUGUUUGAGAGUGAAAACAAUAUGAGUUGGACUGAUGUUCAAGUGGGUAAUGACAGUGAUGAUUUAAUGAUGGAACAAAAUGAGAUAAACCUUCAGUUUAUUCAAGCUAUGGUUCAGUUGAAAUCUGUUGCGAAUAGCUGCUCGUACGUUCCAACAUCUGAGUUGCAAAACAUUCUUCUGACUGUAAAUACUGGUAAUGACAGAGAGGUGAAAGAGUUUCAGACUGACUGCAGUCAUGGACCGGACAGAUCUGUAAUACCCAAUUUUCCUCAUUCCGAACUGGAUUUUGGUUUUGUAACUAACAGAGGUUCUAGUGUUUCUAGUGGGAUACUAAAAUAUAUAAUCCAUUCAUCGGAUGCAAAUCGUCUCCUGGUUCGCUCAAUAGAAUCUGUUCUUCAGUAUUUGGGUCAGAGCAUAUUGACUGAAAAGUAUGAGUCAUUAGAUAAGAUUGUCCAAAACUGGAAGGGCUCUGUUCUGGAAUAUUCACUGAAUGUUGUGGUUGAACUCGUGAACUAUUUUGGAUGCCAAGGAGAAGAGCAAAAUGAAUGCCGUGAAGUUUGCUUCGGUUUCAUUCGCAAUGUUGUCGACAAAAUUCUCAACACCGAUUCACUAAAUAUGCACCCUGUAUGGACUCGGCAGUGUUGUAUUAUAGUUGAGAUGGGAAACAGCAAAUUCUUAUGCAUUGAUUUUCUCAACUACUUGAUUGACGUGAUACAAAUUAUGACUAGAAACCUAAAACCGAAAGCUGCGUCAGCUAAUGUCGAAAAUAAAGACCUUCCAGUCUACAAACCAGGAGAUAUAGAAAGAAGUUUUUAUAUAUUCUACAUGACAGAGAAACUUCUGAAGAAGUGGAAAAGUUUCCAGUCGUCAAAGAUGUCAACAAAUAUGAAUGAUACAUCACGGGCUCACAGUACUAAUAUAUUAGAUCUCUGGAGACAGAACUGGUGUAGAUCAUCCAGCAACACAAAAUCACCAGGCCGAAGCAAUGAUGUAGAGUUGAAUCCAGCGUCCAGAUGGAAGGAUGUACUUGAGGAAUUGGUAGUCAAUUUCACUGAAGAUUAUCCAUUCUUUACAUUGUAUUCAUUUCAGUGUUUGGAGCUUCUUCAGCCAGAAAAUUGAAAUAUUUACCACAUGUAAGUCUCUGAACUACUUUACUGAGUGUUAAGUAAUUAGUAAAUGUUUUUCCUGCUAAAUUUAAUUAAGAACCAAAUGUAUUUUAGUUUAUAAUUCCCUUGAAUUAAAUGUGUUAAGUGUUUUUACCUGCUGAAAUGUGGCAGGAAAGUUAAUUUUUUAAAGAUAAAUAUAAACAAAUUUUCAUGGCUGUGUAAACACACACACACUUAUGAUCAUAUCUCAAAAAAUACUACUGUUGGUACUGGACGGUGUUAUCAGUCACCUCCCUUCCAUUUGCUUUUAUUGUAAUAAAUGAUUACUACACA
Zootermopsis nevadensis is the source of this 1884-nucleotide messenger RNA. Lineage: Eukaryota; Metazoa; Arthropoda; Insecta; Blattodea; Termopsidae. The record is from RefSeq and is a predicted model, not a curated record.